This is a messenger RNA of Aureococcus anophagefferens, 198 nucleotides long. RefSeq lists its product as hypothetical. The transcript has a single exon. The annotation marks the transcript as partial. NCBI's taxonomy places the organism in Eukaryota, Pelagophyceae, Pelagomonadales, Pelagomonadaceae. The record is from RefSeq and is a predicted model, not a curated record.
UGCAAGAACUUCGGGUGCAACAAGAAGUACUGCGAGCGCACGAACUUCGACGGCGAGUGCCGCCACCACACGAAGCCGCCCGUGUUCCACGAAACCGCAAAGUACUGGUCCUGCUGCCCCCACAAGAAGGCCUACGACUGGGAGUCCUUCAUGGAGAUCAAGGGCUGCGCCCACGGCAAGCACUCCGACAUCAAGCCG